Molecule: messenger RNA, 1292 nt
Organism: Trypanosoma cruzi
Lineage: Eukaryota; Euglenozoa; Kinetoplastea; Trypanosomatida; Trypanosomatidae
Product: cleavage and polyadenylation specificity factor, putative
Exons: 1
Biological process (GO): mRNA 3'-end processing by stem-loop binding and cleavage
Cellular component (GO): mRNA cleavage and polyadenylation specificity factor complex
Molecular function (GO): 5'-3' exonuclease activity; RNA endonuclease activity; RNA binding
Source: RefSeq, a predicted model, not a curated record
AUGCUCCCUGCGGCAGCAGCAGUAACUGCCGUUUACAACAAAUCGACGGGUUCAGUGCUGGAUGAUGCCUUUAGGGAUUCGGAUGUCCCUGCCGCCGCCUCUUCGGAUGAGGUUGAAAUCCUGCCAAUUGGCAGCGGGGGGGAAGUGGGCCGUUCUUGCGUCAUCCUUCGUUACAAGGGGCGUUCCGUGAUGCUGGACUGCGGGAAUCAUCCUGCAAAGAGCGGCCUGGACUCCCUUCCUUUUUUUGACAGCAUUCGGUGCGAUGAGAUUGACCUUGUGCUAAUCACUCACUUCCACCUUGACCACUGCGGAGCGCUUCCCUACUUUUGCGAGCAAACAGCGUUUAAAGGACGCGUCUUUAUGACAAGUGCAACCAAAGCCUUCUACAAGAUGGUGAUGAAUGAUUUUCUGCGUGUCGGCGCAAGUGCCAACGAUAUUGUGACGAACGAGUGGCUGCAAAGCACCAUUGAAAAGAUUGAGACAGUGGAGUAUCACGAGGAGGUAACAGUCAAUGGUAUUCGUUUUCAACCAUUUAAUGCCGGCCACGUUCUUGGGGCAGCUCUCUUUAUGGUUGAUAUUGCAGGCAUGAAGACGCUUUACACGGGUGAUUUUUCCCGAGUCCCGGAUCGCCAUCUGUUGGGUGCGGAAGUGCCAAGUUACUCACCAGACAUUCUGAUUGCGGAAAGCACAAAUGGAAUACGUGAGCUGGAGUCACGUGAAGAACGCGAAACUCUCUUUACUACGUGGGUUCAUGAUGUUGUAAAGGGUGGAGGACGCUGCCUGGUGCCGGUUUUCGCAUUAGGUCGCGCUCAAGAGCUUCUUCUUAUUCUCGAAGAAUAUUGGGAGGCACAUAAGGAGUUGCAGCAUAUUCCUAUUUAUUACGCCUCCUCACUAGCCCAGCGAUGCAUGAAAUUAUACCAGACAUUUGUUAGUGCUAUGAACGAUCGUGUGAAACAGCAGCAUGCCAACCAUCGUAAUCCGUUUGUCUUCAAGUACAUUCACUCCCUCAUGGAAACACGUUCCUUUGAAGACACCGGGCCGUGUGUCGUGUUGGCCUCACCUGGUAUGCUACAGUCUGGGAUUUCUUUGGAACUGUUUGAGCGAUGGUGUGGUGAUCGGCGAAAUGGCAUUAUUAUUGCCGGGUAUUGUGUUGACGGCACCAUCGCGAAAGAUAUUCUCACAAACCGAAAGGAGUCACAAAGCCCGACGGAAAGGUGCUUCCACUUCGUAUGCGUACCAUUCAGUCUGUGUCUUUUUCGGCUCACUCUGAUGGUAGGCAGACGCGUGAUUUU